Molecule: messenger RNA, 4315 nt
Organism: Cherax quadricarinatus
Lineage: Eukaryota; Metazoa; Arthropoda; Malacostraca; Decapoda; Parastacidae
Molecular function (GO): DNA binding
Source: RefSeq, a predicted model, not a curated record
CUGUAGUAUAUAUAACUUGCACUACAUAUUUGUGUUGCAGCUGCAAGUUGUGUUACGUUUGAGUUCUUACUAUAGAAGAAGAAGAAGAAGGAAAAGAUCUUUUCAGAUAUUAACCCGCAGGGUUAGUAACCCACGAUAACCCAAAAUAGUCUAUUAAUGUAAACUAUUUACAUUGAGGUUGUUCUGAUCCUGUUCACAAUGCGACCUACAGCAGUCUUCUAACACCCAGGAAUGAAGUCAUGUGGGAGAACCUCUCAUUCAUAUAUGAGGAGGGAGACGAGGCAGCAUUGACACUGGGGCUGGUUUGAUGUUCAUAGGAGAGCCAGAUGCUGGAGCCACGAGAACAAGACUGUUAAGGCAGGGUUGUGAGGUUUCCUCAAGCUACACCUAGCAGUGGAACGAGAGGCUCCACCCAGACUACACCUAGGCUUCACCUAGCCAUACCUAGCAGAACGAGGUGCUGAGACGGGGUACAAGGCUUCACCCAGCCACACCUAGCGGUGGAACUAGAAAAUCCACCUGCACACACAUAUACUACUAUGAUCACCUGAUGUAACUCAUGAGCUCAGGUCAAGAGGGAAACACUGAAGAUCAUAAAAAGGUACAUCAUUUGCCUUCAGACAGGUCAAACUGUUGCCAUUAUUCAAACAUGCUAACACAACACGAGCUCUUGAAUGCUACGGAUGGGUUUGGAGAUGAAGACAGCAGCAUGUCUGUCGUCUCCCCGCUGGACGGGCUGGCAGAGUACCCUAUGGAGCAGGCAGAAUUUGAGUAUUUUGAGACCAGUCUGCCUAAUGAUUCCUUUUAUGAUGUGCCACACCCUCAGGAACUCCACCAGACACUGCCACCACCUCCAGCAGGGACUCCUACUUCAGCAUUUACCACCCCCGUGUAUGACCCAAGCAGCUAUGACUCCACUAUUAUUUAUGAUCAGGAUGACAUGGCUCCAUUUACAUCCCAAGUUGCAGCCUUCAACGAUGAUCUUAAGUCCCCACAAGAGAUUACUCCCUAUGAGGAGGAGAUCAACACUGGUGAAGAUGAGCUGAAAUUUAGUGAAGACAUGGGUUAUGAUGGAUUCUCCGGGAGUCUAUAUGAGAGCAACAUAGGCGCUGCUGACACUCAAACUGAUACUCUGGGAUUCGACAGCCUGUGUAGUGCCUUUGACAACAAUCCUCAUGUUUCUGUGAUGGAUGAGUCUACCCCCAACAUGACCUGGGAGGAAGGUUCUGGUAAAGGAAAGAUUGGCCCACUACAGAGACGAGCCCUGGAUUCCAUCUUCAGUGUGACAGACAAGCCAUCGCGGGGGUUAGUGCUGCACAUCGCCUCCGAGCUGGGGCUGCAUCACCUCACUGUCAAGAACUUCUUUUCCAAUGGCCGCAGGCGGCUACGGCGAGCAGCAGCAAGACUAAAUGAUCCAGAACGAAGUAGACGAGAAAAUGAGCGCAGGAAGGAGAAGCGCCGUUUAGCAGCCCUCUCUUCUACACUGUCAGUGGGGGAAGGCAAGAUGGCAUCUGUCGUCACUAGCAGCUCAAGAGUUACAUCACCCCAAAUGCCUCCUGCUGACUCUCCUCUGCCCAAAGAAACCCCAGUUGUCUCCCCAGAAAGGCGAGCUCUGAUGGAGAAACUGGCAGACAAGGUGCAGAGAAGUGUCGCACAGCGUUCUCUGGCUGCUGAUUUGGACUUGCUCCGUUCCAGCUCUUCACAAACACUUCUGGCUCACAACUCACAUGUUUUCCUCUCACAUUCCUCACAUGACCUCCUGACACAACCUUCAAAUGACAUCCUCUCACAGGCAUCUCAUGACAUCCUAACGCAAUCCACCCAUGAUCUACUGACACCCUCACCUCACAAUUUCUUAACCCAACCUCCACAGAAGCUCUGCACAGAUCACACUUCAACUCCUCCAUCACUACUACAGUCACACACUGAUCCCUGGAACUUAUUCUGAUCUCUGCAGUUCUACCUCGCCAAACUGCCCAUGAUAACCAAAAACCGUAUCUUUAAGUGUCCAAUUUUGGCAACAACUUUUACCCAUGGACAAGUUUCUAUAACUACUCCAAAACACUAACUUGCUACCACCUCAACAACAGUCUCCAAACAAUGCGUACUUUCAACUUCUCAAAGAACUUUCAUACUGAGAUGUUAUAGCAUUCUCAUUCACUAACAGCAACAACCUGCUUUGUCUGCUCACUUUCCCCACAACCCUUUUCCCUUCCUUGGACCAUCGCACAUGAAUUGUGUUACUCCAGUCCUUUCGCAUGUCAUCUGCCAUUUAAUAUAACUGUUCCAAAUUAUAACAUGAAUUCUCAUCAGUUUUCUGUACCCUGCACUGUGCCUCCCACACACUACAUCCUUGCCAGGUACAAAAACCCCUAAAACAUUUACAGAAUCAUUUCUGUGUUGAUUCCAAGUGCCCCAAUACAGAAGCUUUUCUGACUCAGAUAAAUACAUAUUCUAACUUAACGAUUUACAGAUUUAUGUUACUACACGUUCCUAAUGUAUUGACUACUCUCAUUCAGGUUAAAUACACACUUUUAUAAAUCAGUGGGUAUACCCAUUCAAAUUCAGACAUGCACCCCGCCUUCCCCGACUCAAUGAGUCUGAUGACUUCUCAUUCAGGUUACUAUAAACAUUCAUGAGCUAGUGGGUAUACCUAUUCAACUUCAUACAUGCGCCCCCCAGAUCAAUGAAUCUGGCUACUCAGGUGAACACAUGCCCUGACUCUGUGGUUUUACAGAUUCAGGUGAAAACACAUGCCUUAAGAUAAUGGGUGCUGACUCGGGUAACUCACAAGCCUCCAAGGAAGUGGGUCCGUAGCGACUCAAGUGAUAUCACAUAACUAGUCAAAUAAAGUACACUAAGAAUUAUUUAUGGGUAGAAUCAGAAAGAGGAAAAAUCAGUGUGUUUUGGCAACUACACAGAUGUGGUUUAAUCAGUCAGGGAGGACUUAGUCUUCUAAAAUGCUAUUUUAUUAUUAUUAUUAUUAUUAUUAUUAUUAUUAUUAUUAUUAUUAUUAUUAUUAUUAUUAUUAUUAUAGUAUUAGUAUAAUUUUAAUAAGUAUUGUUAUUGUUAUUAAUUAAAUCUGACUGUAAUUAACUCUACAAUGAGAAUAAAAUUUUAAAUAUAUAUUUGAUAUCUAUCAUAUAAAUUCAAGUUAAUGUAUAUUUUGCUUAUAUACAUGCCCAGAUACUGAGGCAUGGGAAAGGCAGUACACCCUCAAUAUAAUGGACUAGUAAUAGGGGGAUUGUCCAAGUGCCCAUUAAAUCAGAAUGUUAGAAAAAAAAAAAACUCUAAGUACUCUACUGUAUACAGAUACCUAAAACAGUACUGUACAUACAAUUUACAGUUAUAUUGCAAUAAAUAUUGAAAAUAAAGGAGUUAAAAAUAAAAUUUACCUAGUGAAUUUUGACCAUUAUUUUAAAAGUCCAGUAAAUGGAGGUCUAUUAUAUCGAGGGCUUCCUGUAAUAAAUAUCAUUGACUAUAUCAAGAUUACAUAUUUAAAACCCUAGUCUAAAAAGAUCAGGUCAGAAUAGUAAAGCUUUAUUAUUACAUUCAUGAGGGGAGUUCUAAGCCUGUAAGAGUCAUAUAGUGCCUGGGAAAAUGGGAAGCAACCAGGUUCAAUCCAAGGAAUAUAAGGAUAGGUUCAAUUCCUUGAAUUAAAUGCACCUAAACAGUAUCAAGGCAACAUCUAGUGAGUGUUGUUACUAACAAUAAUCAAGCUGUUAAUUGCAUAGAUGAAUACACAGUAUUAUUGUUAUAUUCUUGGUGUUAAAUCCACAUGGAUCAUGACAGGUGAGAGAGAUGGUAGAGGAAGAGAGAGAGGUGCUAAUAGGAUAUUUGCAAAAAUAAAAUGAAAGGCAGGCAAACAGCUGAUGUAGCAAAUCAGUAUCAUUUAAGAAAUCAGAUAAAGAAUCUGCAUGAAAGAGGGAAGGAACCAUAAGAGAAAGGAGGGAUGAUAAAGUAUAUAGGGCACUGAAGAGUCUGAAAUAAAUUUUGGAACACUGGACAUUGAAUAGCUCACUCAUUUGGUGCAGAGGAUGAAUGUCCAAGACCUGUCUGGUUGUGUUACCCUUGAAUAGUUGUAUCCAAGUUAAGUGAGCAGAGUGAGUUGAGGUCAUUUAUAAAAAUUUCAGCUUCAUUAAAGAAGUAGCAGUGCAACUCUGUGAAGAGGAAGUAAUACUACAAAGUAUCUAGGAUUAACUCUUAACAACAUGCAAUCUUGAGAAUCUCUUACGUACAUUUCACUAAACUAUGCUGUACAAACUUUUGUUAGUUGUAUAGUGAUACUGUCUACUACAUAUAUUCUAUACCCUCA